Molecule: messenger RNA, 1973 nt
Organism: Corythoichthys intestinalis (scribbled pipefish)
Lineage: Eukaryota; Metazoa; Chordata; Actinopteri; Syngnathiformes; Syngnathidae
Gene: otol1b
Product: otolin 1b
Exons: 6
Coding region: 420-1844 (474 amino acids)
Molecular function (GO): protein binding
Source: RefSeq, a predicted model, not a curated record
AAAGCUCUGUGAGAACGGUGGAGGAAAAAAUGAGCAAAAUAUUGCUACAAAUCACACAUGGGGACACACUUUAGAUUUUACACCAACAAGAAAGGAAGUAAGGUGAACAAGUCUUAGAAAAAUAAGUUUCACUUGCAGCUGGUGAAGUAGUGGACACAGGAGUUUGUGAGCUUAGCUUUCAUCACUUGAGCAAACCCCCUCAUUGGUGGGCUUAUUCUCUUCUUGCUGAGAUCAGAUGGACCCGGAGCACUGGGGAUGCCUCCAAGCAACUGUUCCAGUGGAUAAAUGAACAAAACAGAUAACUGCAAAGCAAUUCUGGUUCACUUGGUGCCAUACAGUGACAAGAUUCAGAGACAGGUUGAUUGCCAUUGACUCUUCAGUGACCCAGAUGGUCCUCCAUUCUCAGAUCCCAUGCAAACAUGAAGUUCAUCUGUCAGUGGAUUCUUCUGUCCAUUGUCAUGAUAGCAGUGACCAUGAUGUGCUGUGUUGAGGCCAAGACCACACCCAAGCCCAAGUAUUACUACACCAAGAAGCCUCUGCCUCCGGUCACGGCGCACAACCUCAGGAUCCCCGGCACACCGAAGCCCAAGAUGGGCUAUAAUCCACCUGAGCUUCGCCCGCUGUCUACCUACCCCAUUAAUGCUUUUCCUCAGGACCACACAGUAAGCACAGAUCCUCCCAGUGUAGGCCCUGACAACUACACCCUGGAUUACAACGAGUGUUACUUUAACUUUUGCGAGUGCUGUCCACCUGAGCGAGGCCCCCAAGGUCCAAAGGGAGACGAUGGCCCAGCAGGGCCAACGGGGGAAAGAGGCUUUACCGGGUCAGCUGGCUCACCUGGACCAAAGGGUGCAAGUGGUUCGAGGGGGAUCAAAGGGGACAAAGGGGAAAAGGGUGAAAGGGGAUACACUGGUCCAGGUGGAUAUCCUGGGGUUAUGGGGAAACCGGGGCAGAAAGGUGAUCUUGGACCUAAAGGUGAGAAAGGUGAGGCUGGGAUGCAAGGAGUUAAAGGCGAUGAUGGGCAGAGAGGUGAAUCUGGACCGAGUGGGACACCUGGUGAGAAAGGAGAACCGGGAAAAGCGGGGCCAGUUGGACCCCCUGGAGUGAAUCUUGGUCCUAAAGGAGAUAAGGGUGAUAAGGGGGAGUGUGGGACAUACGGGGAAAGAGGGCCAAAAGGUAAUCGCGGGGACACCGGUGCUCCAGGAAUACCAGGAGCGAUGGGAAUCCCCGGAAUCAACGGCAAACACGGAUCUGCGGGUCCUGUCGGCGUUCGUGGGGAUCCUGGACCUCCUGGAGCACAGGGGGAACCUGGUGUGAGUGGAGCACAGGGGCCACAAGGUGUUCGAGGAGUGCAGGGGCCAAAGGGGGAUAGAGGUUACCACGGGAUGAGAGGUGAAAGGGGAAUGCGUGGCUUUAAAGGAGCAAAGGGAUCAGGCUUCCCCACCAAACGCUCAGCAUUCAGCGUGGGCAUCUCCCCAAAAAGGUCCUUCCCGCCGUCUGGAUUCCCCGUCCGCUUUGACAAAGUGUUCUACAAUGACGAGAACCACUUCAACUUCAGCAGCAACAGCUUUGUGUGCGUCCACGCCGGCGUGUAUGUCUUCUCCUACCACAUCACCGUACGAAAUCAACCCCUGCGCGCCACGCUGGUGGUGAACGGCUCACGACGGGUGAGGACCAGGGACUCGCUGUACGGCCAAGACAUCGACCAGGCGUCCACUCUGGUGGUGCUGCGUUUGGGGGCGGGCGAUCAGGUGUGGAUUGAGACCUUCAGAGACUGGAAUGGGGUGUACGCCAGCAGUGAAGACGACAGUAUCUUCUCUGGGUUUCUACUUUACUCACCCUGAUGGUGAACAUACUGUACAUUUUAAUGAAGUGGGUGUGGCAGCGGACCUUAUACUCAUAAACACUUUUGAACUGUACAGUACUUUGUGGUGCAAGUAGUUUUACAUUUUAUAAACUGUACAAACCCUAUU